AUGGUGCCUCCUAUUGUUUUCUUGCAGAACAAAUUGAGUCUUGACGAGUAUGCAAACCAUAUGUGUCAAGAAAGUAAUUAUGGAGAAACGAUGAACAAGGGGGUGAUAUACGACAUUAUUGUGGCAGACAUUAACGCAAAAUCAAUGGUUCAUAUCUACAAAAAGGAUACAACAAAAACAAAAUAUGCUGAGAAGAAAAAAGUUGACUUUGGAGUCCAUACCCUUUCUUCUCAAUCCAGAUUCGAUUCCGGAUCGUUCAAGGAUAUAUGUAUGAAAAGUCUUUUUAGUAAGAUGAUUCGUGAUUACAAAAAAGAACAAGUCCUGCCAUUGGAGAAGAUGGCUAAGGAAUUUGUCUUUGAUCCAGCCAAGGCUGAUUUCGACAUAGCUGGCUGUAGCUGGAUUCCGGAUAAGGAAGAUCAGUUUAGGGCAAUGAGUACAAUAGCAAUGGAGGUGAAACCCAAUAAAAAAAAGGAAUGUUCUAUGAAAGGUAUGUGGACAAAGAUGGCAAUUGGCAAGAGAAUUUCCUCCCUUUCGAGAUAG
Arabis nemorensis is the source of this 540-nucleotide messenger RNA. The record is from the annotation of a GenBank genome assembly. NCBI's taxonomy places the organism in Eukaryota, Viridiplantae, Streptophyta, Magnoliopsida, Brassicales, Brassicaceae.